This is a messenger RNA of Salarias fasciatus (jewelled blenny), 2011 nucleotides long. RefSeq names its product receptor-interacting serine/threonine-protein kinase 3-like. The transcript has 12 exons. Gene Ontology annotation, molecular function: ATP binding; JUN kinase kinase kinase activity. Gene Ontology annotation, biological process: protein phosphorylation. The record is from RefSeq and is a predicted model, not a curated record. Lineage: Eukaryota; Metazoa; Chordata; Actinopteri; Blenniiformes; Blenniidae. The coding region runs from base 183 to 1499 and encodes 438 amino acids.
CCCCUCCCCUCUACGACUGGAGGCGCGUCUGACAAACAGAAAGUUUAACUUCUCGGACAUUUUGUAGCAGAACAGAUACAGCUGAGCUCUUCGGUCGUCCUUCAGGAGUGUGUGUAAUCACGUGUCUUUUAUCAGUCUGUGAGGUUUGAAGCUGCGUUUCAUUUACCGAGGAUCACCAGGAGAUGGCGCUGCAGAGGCAGGAGCUUGAAGUGUUUGGAAAUGAAGCGCUGGAGACGUGGACGAAGCUUGGCCAAGGGGGAUUUGGAUCUGUCUACAAGGCCAGACACAAGGACUGGGGAUUUACUGUGGCCGUUAAACUAAUUAACAAUGCUAAUAGCCCUCCCAGCAGUCUGCUGUCUAAAGACAGCCUGUCCAUGUGCACAGCACUGCGUGAGGCUGGUCACAUGGGUAAAGCUUCCUGUGAGUUCGUUUUGAGGGUUUAUGGAUUUUAUGAGGGAACCCCACCAAUUGAAGGAGUCGGCAUGCCAUAUCAGGGAAUAGUCAUGGAGCUGAUGGAGAUGGAUUCUGUUCUGAAGCUGCUGGAGAAACUGGCAGAGUCUCCACAGAGGCCGCUGGCCUUACGCAUCGUCCAUGAAGUGGCUUUGGGGAUGAACUUUCUUCACUCAAAGGAUAUUGUGCACCAGGACCUCAAGCCAAGCAAUGUGCUGCUGACUGAUGACCUGAGGGUGAAGCUUGCAGACUUUGGUCUGUCCAGGGUUUCCACCAGUGUUUUGAUCACCAGCGAAAAAACAGCAGAGACAGGAGGGACACUUGCAUACAUGCCUCCAGAGGCUUUUGAUCCAAAAUAUGAACCUGUCCGGGCUUUUGACAGAUACAGCUAUGGGAUCCUUCUCUGGUCAAUAUUUAAUGGGAAAGAGCCUUAUAAAGGCAGACCAGACGUUCUUGUGAAGCUCUGGGUCAAAAAAGAUCUAAAACUCCCUCUUGAUGAAAUAAAAAAUCCAGAGGAGUUGGGAGAGAUGAUUGAACUGAUGGAGAGAUGCUGGAAUUCGACACCAGAGAUGAGGCCACCCUUCAAAGACUGCCUGAAAACAACUGAGGAGGUAUUCUUAAGGCACAAGAGCGGCAUUCGUGCUGCAGUCGAUGGCAUCCUGAAUCCACUGGACUCAACAAACAGUGGUAAACCGCCAGAGUCAGAGGCAGACUCACAUGACACCAUCGAUUAUCCUCUCAUCACUGAACAGAACUCACCUGGUGUUCCCACAAAGAUAUUGACAGUUGAGAGAAAAGCAAAGUUUGUGACGGACAACAUUCCAGUGUUAAUACAACUGGUUUCUGCAGUACUGGAAAUUGCAAAAGAGCUUGGAGACAUGGUCCAUCCUGAAGUCCUCUCUCGGAUCCAAGCAGAAAAGACAAGCCAGGACAAAAUGAGGCUGUUUCAUUCCAGGAUAUUAGCUCCGGCAGGGGGGAGAGUCAAAGCUGCUUUCUUUGACGCCCUCAAAAAACAUGAGCCCGCACUGGUGAAAAAACUUGGUGGAUAAUCCUAAAGCUUGUCUUCAUGGAUUGUAGAUACAUACACAAGCUCUGAUUCUCCUCUUACACUUCCAUCCUCAAUGAAAAACCUUUAAUCCUUUCAGUUACAUAUUUCUAGUAAAUCACGUUUUAUGACUAAGUCAUAUUUUAAUAGCUGUCUUCUUUUUAUAUCUGUGUGAGUAACGUGGAAAAAACUAUUAGUAAUCAAAAGGAGAGAGAGAGAGAAAGAGAGAGAGAGAGAGACUAUGUAAGAGGCUUUUCUGGUUCAAUCCCUCAGUAACUGUCACUAGCAGUCAGUCAGUCACCUGCAGAUGAUGGCGUCGAGGGCAUCCCAGGCAACAAAGUUAUCCGGUCUCGAUCUGAAUCGCUUGUCUUUUUGUUACAGAUAACAUGCUGUAUGAGAGUGAAUGUAAUACACUGAUUGAAAGAAUUUUUGUGUAAAUGAAGCAAUUUUGCUCGGAAAUGUUCGACCAUUUGAUACAACAAGCAAUGUAAGCUUAAAUAAAAUGUUCUGAAAUGA